This is a messenger RNA of Notechis scutatus (mainland tiger snake), 5197 nucleotides long. RefSeq names its product ataxin 2 like (gene ATXN2L). The record is from RefSeq and is a predicted model, not a curated record. Gene Ontology annotation, cellular component: cytoplasmic stress granule. Gene Ontology annotation, molecular function: mRNA binding. NCBI's taxonomy places the organism in Eukaryota, Metazoa, Chordata, Lepidosauria, Squamata, Elapidae. Gene Ontology annotation, biological process: cytoplasmic stress granule assembly.
CUUCUCGUGCGCGCGGGCCAGCGGGAUCUGUGUCGCCCUUCCCCCCCGUUCUUACUUCACAAGCAAGCACGAACCUGACAGGGGACAGAGCCGUCCACUUCCCUCGGCAGGAAGGGGUUUGAGACCGCUCGCGUCGCGACCCUGAGCGCCAACAUCACAGCCGCCCCCUCCCUCUUUUCUCCCCCCCCUCUCUCUCUGUUGCGGCCUCGCUCUCUUCCAUCUUCUUCCCGCCCGCCUCUUCUUCCCAACGCGAGCUUGCCAUUCCCUUCACGUUGCCUGCGGGGCUCGAGACUUCCCCCUCUUCUCUUUCCCGAGGCGCUGCCGGCUCUAACGGAGAGGGAGCAAAAGCGGGCAAAAGGCGCGCGUCCUCCCGGAGGACUGAUCCCGCGGCGGCGGCGGCGGCGGCGGCAGCAGGUGGGAUCGAGGCCCACCUUCGAGGCGUCUGUUUUGCUGACGCGCGCGCAGGCGAAGCCAACAGAACGCGGGUGUAUUGGGUGGGGGGUGGGGGGAGAGAAACGCGUCCGCCUGCUCGCUGUCUCGCUCUCUUUCCUCGCCACCCUCCACGUCCACUGUUUCGUAGCGUUCAACCCUUUCCCAUUUCCGUGACGGCCGGCCGGCCCGCCCGCCCGACAGCCAGCCAGUCAGUUUCCCCUUCCGGGCCGGCAGGAGCGCACGGUGUUGCCUGUAUCGCUGGGCUUAAAGUCUGAAACGGCUGGGCUUCUUGACGUGCCGUGGCUGCCUUUUUCCUUCCUUCCUUCCCUCCCUCCCUUCACCUUCCUGUUUUGUUUCUAACUCGCCGCUUUAGAGGCAGCGUAUAAAGUCAAAGCCCGGGAGAAACGCGCGGGGCAAGGGUCUCGGUCGCCCUCCCCUCUCCCCUCCGCUUCUUUUUUUUUCCGCCCCCCUUUUCUCUCGACGGCCUUGAACGCGUGCUGAGGAGAGAGUAGGGGCGCCGGGCCCUUUUUCUCGCCGCCGCCAGCGCCAUGUUGAAACAACCGCUGCCGCCGCCCUCCCCUCAACCUGCUGCGCCUCCCUCGGGCCCCCCUCCUCCGACGCCGCCUCCGGCCGCUGCCGUGGCUGCUGCCGCCGCCGCCGCUUCCCGCAAAGCCAACCCACCCCCGCCCAGCCCCAACGGGAACCUCAGCCCCGGGGCGGCGGGCGGACCGAGAGCCACAAUGGUGGCUCCCCCAGGUAGCGGCGGAGGGGCCCCCCCUGGAGGAAGCGGCACCAGGGGCCAGAGUACAGGCAAAGGACCUCCACAAUCUCCUGCUUUUGAGGGUGUUUAUAACAAUUCCCGAAUGCUGCACUUUCUAACAGCAGUUGUGGGAUCCACAUGUGAUGUGAAAGUGAAAAGUGGAAGUACAUUUGAAGGAAUUUUUAAGACCCUGAGUUCUAAGUUUGAGCUGGCUGUGGAUGCUGUGCACAAGAAGGUGCCCGACCAGCCAGUAGGGCCGAGGAGGGAGGAUAUUGUAGACACUAUGGUUUUCAAGCCUUCUGAUGUCAUGUUAGUGCACUUCCGCAAUGUUGAUUUUAACUACGCCACCAAAGAUAAGUUCACAGAUUCUGCCAUUGCCAUGAAUUCUAAAGUGAAUGGGGAGCACAAAGAGAAAGUACUUCAACGCUGGGAAGGGGGAGAUAGCAACAGUGAUGAUUAUGACUUAGAAUCAGAUAUGUCUAAUGGCUGGGACCCCAAUGAGAUGUUCAAAUUCAAUGAGGAAAAUUAUGGUGUGAAGACAACAUAUGAUAGCAGUCUCUCCUCAUAUACAGUCCCUCUUGAAAAAGACAAUACAGAGGCUUUUCGGCAACGAGAGGCCAGAGCUGCACAGCUGGCAAGAGAAAUUGAGUCAAGCCCCCAAUAUAGAUUGCGUAUUGCAAUGGAAAAUGAUGAUGGGCGGACAGAAGAAGAGAAGCACAGUUCAGUGCAAAGACAAGUGUCUGGAAGAGAUAGUCCCAGUUUGGCUUCCAGAGAGGGCAAAUAUAUUCCACUUCCCCAACGUGUUAGAGAAAGCUCCAGAGGAGGCAUACGCUGCAGUAGUUCUAGAGGAGGGAGGCCAGGCAUGGGCUCCUUGCCACCCCGUGGGAGUUCACAUCAUUCAGAAAGCAACACUGGCUCUGCUCCUGAGCAACGAGGUAUCAAUGGAGGUCCAUCUAGAAUGUCUCCAAAGUCUCAACGACCCACUCGAGGGGCCAAGAAUAUGUCUUCCCCGACCAGCCGACCCAUGGAAGUCGCUGCUGCAUCUCCUACAGUGGGCCGUCUCUAUGCUCCUCGUUCACCGAAGUCUGCCUCAACUGUUCCAGUCUCUUCCCAAGAUCCCCCUGUGGGAUCAGCUAUCCCUAUUGUUCCUGCAUCACCUUCUGAGUCAAGGACUACCAUGGAAUCGAGUGCUUCCCCAACCCCACCUUCACCUAAAGUCCCAGCAUCUAUCCCAGUAGCUGCUGUUGAAGUUAAAGAGGUGCCUAGCUCUGCCACCAAAGAAGCGGGCAGGACUGUAGAAAUUAUGGGCCCCUCAGACUUGGUCAAACAGGCUAGCAAAGGUCUCCAAAAUGAACAAAAGAGGAAUCAGCUGGAGGAGUUGAGGAAGUUUGGAGCCCAGUUUAAGUUACAGCCCAGCUCCUCUCCAGAGGCCACCCAUGACCCCUUCCGGCCAAAGGAGUCUCUUGAAGGGAAAGUCAAAGACAAACUGCCAGAGGUGUUGGUUGGGGCAGGCAGCUCGUGUGAAGGGUCUGAAGAGUCUCCCAAGCCCAGCCUGGAUUUCUGUGAAGGCAGCAGCAAGGAGGAGAAAGGAUCCUCUGAGGGCAUGGAACGCCAGACCCAGACUGCCAGUCCUCUGGGUAAAGGGGAAGCGGAGGACAAGGAAGAGGGUCCUGUUUCAGAGCAGGUGAAGAAAUCAACAUUGAAUCCUAAUGCAAAAGAAUUCAACCCCUCAAAGACGCUUCUUUCUGUGAACAAAUCAACAAGUACGCCUACAUCACCAGGGCCACGCACCCAUUCUACACCCUCCAUCCCAGUGAUUACCCCAGGGCAAAGUGGCAUGUACAGCACUCAAUAUAUUUCUUACAUCCCACAGAUUCAUAUGAGCCCAGCUGUGCAGACACCUCAAAUGUACCCCUAUCCUGUUUCCAAUUCUGUGCCCGGGCAGCAGGGGAAAUAUCGAGCUAAAGGGUCUCUACCUCCCCAGCGUUCAGACCAGCAUCAGCCCACCUCAGCUCCUCCCAUUAUGCAAGCAGCAGCGGCUGCGGGGCCCCCUCUGGUAGCUGCUACUCCAUACUCUUCAUACAUCUCCUAUAAUCCCCAGCAGUUCACAGGACAGCCUACUAUGAUGCAGCCCAUGGCCCACUAUUCCUCGCAGCCUGUGUUUGCACCCAUGCUGCAGAGUAACCCCCGUAUGAUGACAUCUGGCAGUCACCCCCAGGCUAUCGUCUCAUCAUCUACACAAUAUCCCCCAGCAGAACAACCUACACCCCAAACUCUUUAUGCCACAGUGCAUCAGUCGUAUACCCAUCAUGCCACACAGCUGCAUCCGCAUCAGCCUCAACCAGCUACCACACCCACGGGCAACCAGCAGCAAACACAACAUGCCGCCCCCAGCCCUGUGCAGCACCAAGCUGGACAGCCCCCUCAUUUGGCCAGUGCUCAGCAGCAGCAGAACCUGUACCACACAGCUACACUGACGGCUACGCCACCAUCCAUAACCCCGGGGCCGAGCGCUCAGUCUCCACAGAGCGGUUUCCCACAGCCAACUGUUUAUGCCAUUCAUGCCCAUCAGCAGCUGCAGCACGGAUACACCAACAUGGCCCAUGUCACUCAGGCCCAUGUCCAGACUGGAAUUGCAACUGCCCCACCACCUCACCCUGGAGCUCCCCAAGUCAUGUUACUGCAUCCCUCACAGACUCAUGGUGGACCCCCUCAAGGAGGUGUGCCCCAGAGUGGUGUGCCCACCCUUUCCGCCUCCACACCAUCCCCCUACACAUACUUAGGGCACCACCAAGUUCAGUCUCAUCCCUCCCAGCAGCUUCCAUUCCACACCCCUGGGAAUUGAUGUCCACACUUCUCCCGGUGACCUGAGAUCCCAGCCAGCUAUGGCUCUGUUGCUGACCCCCCUCCCCAACCCUGGGCCAUCCAUGUGCCCAAGGCAGAGGCCCCUGAAGGGAUGCAGUCUGGCCCAGCCCCUCUUGGCAAGCACCUUCCUUUCCGUUGGUUUAGUGAAGCCUGCCCAGGGUACUGUUGACCAGCGGGAUGGAGCAAGACCCCUUUCCAUUGCCCAGAGGAGGGCAGGGUUUAUUUUCUGUUAUUUAUAACUCCACUGGGGUUCCUAGAGCAAAUGCCACUUUCCCACAUUAACUUGACAAGGACAUGACCAUAUGGACAAAUCUUGACUUUUUAUUAAGUAAAAAUAUUUAAAAAGUUAAAAAAAAUAAAAAUUUAAACUAACUAAUGUUGGGCUUGGGGUGAAUGUGUGGGAGGGUCAGUUGUAAGCAACAAUCCUUAAUUGUGAUUCUGCAGCAUCAGAGAGGAAGAAUUUGUGACCUGUCCAGCAUACAUAGUUCAACCAGACUUGAAGAACUUUUGGAAUUCAGCAUUGUCUAGCAGCAUAAUUUUCCUCUCCGAAAACAGGAUUAGCAAGGAUUUGUAGUUUGACAAUAAAGCAGAUCCUAAAGUAGUAGUUUUUAGUGCUGGGUUAUCCCGUGAAUGCAAUUACACACCAAAUUAAAAUUUUAAUUGAUGCUUUUAUUGGAAUCAAUGACACAUUAAAUUUAAGGACUUUGGGGAUGGGUAGAAGCAGUUUAUUUAUGCCAUAAUUCAAUUUGGCCUCUGCAAGAGUCUUAGUUGCUAUUGUUUUUUCUUAGUUAUAAAAAGAGAAAACAAGAAUGGUGAUGUGACUUGAAAUGUUAAAUCUCUUUUAUUUGUAGAGACCAUUUUGAAUCACUUAGAAGUCCCAGUUUUAUGCCUCAGCUUGUCACCAUCAGAGAAUUCUUUUCAAACGAGUGCAGGUUAAGUUCAACAUUAUGGACCAUGACCUUUUUGCUGCUCUUCAAUGAAAUUAUGUUUUCCUUUGUCAACCUGCUUAGUCUCAUAGUCUUACUUUGAUCCUGGCUAGUCAAUCUGAGGUAUAGGGGAUCUGGCAUUGUAUAUAGGAACCUUACAGCUGUAAUCUGAACCAACAGUUGUAAAGUGGUGAGUAAAGGAAAUGUCCUUUUU